Vicia faba (fava bean) is the source of this 378-nucleotide messenger RNA. Lineage: Eukaryota; Viridiplantae; Streptophyta; Magnoliopsida; Fabales; Fabaceae. The record is from the annotation of a GenBank genome assembly.
AUGCUCUUUCAAAUCUUGUACUUCGUGCUACAAAAAUCAAGAACCGGUUUCCAUUCUGGUUGUCGCUGCGGAAUUUACGGGUUUUUUUUUACGAAUCCGCAUAACAGAAACGACAUCCGCCGCGCCGGAAUCACGCACACACAGCCCAAUUGGACCUCCUGUACUCCUUCUGCGAGGAUCAGAACAGCCGUACCGCGAGCCAACCGACAAACUCCAUCAACACAACUCAAUAACAUAACCUGCAAAACUGUAUGCAUCAGAAGAGAAAAGAGUGUUAACGUCGUACCUGAACCAUUUGCCGCGUUGGAUUCAUCAUCAGAAAACUCUUUCUUCACCGAUUUGAAACAAGAGAGUUCUUUUGUUGUUGUUGAGCGAUGA